Molecule: messenger RNA, 636 nt
Organism: Triticum dicoccoides
Lineage: Eukaryota; Viridiplantae; Streptophyta; Magnoliopsida; Poales; Poaceae
Exons: 2
Coding region: 108-350 (80 amino acids)
Source: RefSeq, a predicted model, not a curated record
GACGCGAGCACCGAAUCGUCCGUCGCAGUCGGCGCAAGCAAGGAAGCCAGAGAGCGGCGGAAGGAAGGAAGGGGAACGAAGGAGCGCAAGCAAGGAGGAGGAGGAGGAUGGGGUUCAUGCUGCGGGUGAGGCUGGCCUCCUUCUUCGCGGGCGCGGCGGCCGCGGCGGCGGGCGGCGGCUACUUCCUCUACAAGGACUACAAGCUCGCCCACGACUCCACGGCCCUCCAGGUGAAAGGUUUGCACGACCACUUGGACGCCCGUUACAAGGCUCUCGACAAGCGGCUUGCAGCUCUGGAAGCCCAGAAAAGCGCCGACUCCUCUCCGUCUGUGGACGCGCCAUCGGGCUAGUCGUCCGCCUGUCCAUCACGAGGCUUGACAAGUGGAUGAUUCUAAGUCUGUUUACUUUUAACAUGCGCGCGCUAUCUGCUUCUCCUUUGAAGGCAAGGGGCCUGUGACUGACAGCGAAAUAAUAUAGCGAACGGUUUUUGUUUUGUUGUGUGGGCAAGAAGAAUCUUGUGUUUUGUUGCAUGAUGAUGGGGGAUACAUCAGAUCAUUGCAGCCAAUUUCGCGCUUGCUGUCGCUUAUCCCGGGGAUUCAACCCGAACCCUUUAUCAACGCCCCUCGAUUUCUCGGC